Molecule: messenger RNA, 3459 nt
Organism: Papaver somniferum (opium poppy)
Lineage: Eukaryota; Viridiplantae; Streptophyta; Magnoliopsida; Ranunculales; Papaveraceae
Exons: 10
Coding region: 1-3459 (1152 amino acids)
Molecular function (GO): oxidoreductase activity, acting on CH-OH group of donors; flavin adenine dinucleotide binding
Source: RefSeq, a predicted model, not a curated record
AUGGAAAGAGAAAAUGGCGAAGUAGAAAUGUUUGGUGAUGGAGAUGAAUUUGGUUAUGAUGCUGUUGUUAUUGGGUCAGGAUAUGGCGGUUCUGUUGCGGCUUGUAGGUUGUCCAUGGCGGGAGUUAACGUCUGUUUAAUAGAAAAGGGUCGAAAAUGGGAGGCUCAGGACUUUCCAACCACCUGUUUCAAAGUCAUAUCUGAGCUAAGGAUGGAAAACAAGAACUUGGGUGUCAGUUUUGGCCCAAAAGAUGCUUUGUUUCAGGUACAUGUACAGGAUAAUUCCCUAGCGGCACUCGCUUGUGGUCUUGGUGGAGGCUCACUAGUAAAUGCUGGAGUAAUGAUUCCAACUCCAGUUACUGUAAGACGGAACUCGAAAUGGCCAAAGGAAUGGGAACAUGACUGGGAUAUUUGUGAAGCAUCCGCGUCAUCUAUGUUGAGAGCACAAAGUAUACCAGUUGAAUUCCCUAAUGCUAAAGUCAUGAAAGAAAUAGUUGAAGAUGAAAUAGAAGAGUGUUACCCCAACUCCAUCAAGUUAAGCAUGAAUUUCAACGACGAAGAAACACAAUCCUCUAUAAAGAUGGGUAGCUGUUUAGCUUGUGGAAAUUGCCUUUCCGGUUGUCCUUAUAAUGCUAAAAGUUCAACAGACAAGAAUUAUUUGGCUUUAGCUGUCCAGUUUGGUUGUACAAUAAAAACAGAAUGUGAAGUUCAGUUUGCUGUUGAAGAAAUUUCUGAAGGCGUAAACAGGAAUAGCAGAAAGCGGAACCGUAGAUGGAGAAUUUAUUACAAUGACAUUGAUUAUGUAGCCUCUGAUUUUAUAGUGAUCUCAGCCGGCGUUUUCGGCACAGCUAAGAUACUUUUCCAGUCAGAAAGAAGAGGACUAAGAGUGUCAGAUCAGCUUGGUUGUGGAUUUAGCUGUAAUGGUAAUAAUGUUGGUUUCCUAAUUGGUAGUCCAGCUCCACUGAAUGCUCAUGGAUUGGACAAACAGCAAUUUUCCAAGAUACCAUUUCAGAAUCGUCCUGGACCAUCAAUUUCUGCAUCAUACACUUCUUCUUUGGGGUUCACUAUCCAGAGCGCCGUACUUCCUGCAGCAUUCCCGUCACUGCUAUUCAAGGGAAUAACAACUUAUGGAUGGCCAAUUGGUUGCUGGUUCUUACAUGGGUUGAUAGACAAACUGAAGCGCAUGAUGCGUGUAAAAGAUAGUCAAGCGGUGGUGCUUAACGUCAUGGGACAUGAUGAUAGUGAUGGAAGAAUUACACUUGAAGAGAACACAAACAAGAUUUGUUUUAGUCCACCUCGCGAUCCAAUACUCAACCGAAAAAUCCAAGCUUUUCAAAAGCUUACUAAGAGAUUAGGAGGAAUCCUUUUCAUUUCCAGGUACAGAAGCACAUCGGUUCAUCUCUUAGGUGGGUGCAAUGCUUCGUCAGAUCCAUCCAAAGGCGUUUGCAACUCCAAUGGUCAAGUUUUUGACCCUCGAAGUCCCUCAUCAGUGCAUCCAGGUCUAUAUGUAUGUGACGCAUCCUUGAUUCCAUGUUCCAUUGGCAUAAAUCCGUGCCUUACUAUUGCUACAGCUGCUGAGCAUGUAAGUCGAAACCUAGUUCAGGAUGCUCUUAUGUACAAGAGAUCUACCUAUCCAACUGAAAUUCCCACGCCAAAACUCGGUGCCUGCAAGAAGUUAGAAACCGGAAUGGAACCAGCUGUCAUCAUUAGAGAGACCAUAACAGGUUAUUUGGGUGGUAUGCCAUGUACAGCAUAUCUGACAAUGAAGAUGAAUUCCAGUAUCCAGAAGGGACCAAAUGAAUCGAAUUCGGUUUUAAGCGAAUCUCAUCCACUUCUUAGAGGACUUGUUGGUGGGUAUGUUGUUCUGAAAGCUGUGGAGAAGGAUAAACUCUAUGUAAUCAGCGGAGAAGUCGACAUGUGCAGAGUUGAUAACAAGACUCCUUACACACAAUACAUGUAUUACCAUCUCAUCCUUGCAUCCGCAUCUGGUUCAAGAUAUGUUCUGGAAGGGAGGAAGAUAAUGAAUCCAUAUCUCCUUGCCUUAUAUGCAUGGAAGGAAACUACAACUCUACAUGUAACACUAAAAAGAAUCAAUGAGCGCAGUUUAAAUUCCGAGACAAUGGAUAUAAAAGGCGAGCUGCAUCUUUCGGUUGUUAAUCUUCUAAAGAGCUUGAUAAUCUUGGAAGGUAACAAGAAAGGAAGAUUCAUAUGUCUACUAUUACAAUCCUUCCGGAGAACUUAUAUCUUACAGAUACCCAGAGGAAACCCUGUGCACAUAUCUUCCCUGGGUUUUUGUCAGAAGCCUUAUCCGAAGAGUGAUAUCCAUGAGAUGAUGACAGAAGAUGGGUGCAUGAUCAGCUGUAGACAAUGGAAAUGCGAACUGAAUGAAUUGAAGCACCAAGAGCAGAGACGGAAAAAUCCGGUUCUCCUGAUUAAUGGGUACUCCACUGAGAGUUUUUGUUUACCGACUGAACCAAAAGAUUUAGUUAGAACUUUACUCGAAGAAGGAUACGAAACUUGGUUACUUCAAGCUAGAUUACAUCCUUUUCAUCCUUCAAAUGCUUUCACAAUUGAAGAUAUCGGGAAGUUUGAUAUUCCUGCAGCAAUCUCAAAGAUUCUUGAACUUCAUGGAGAUUCUGUAAAAGUUCAUGUCGUGGCACAUUGUGUUGGAGGCUUAGCAAUUCACAUUGCUCUCAUGGGAGGUCAUAUCUCCACAACACAUAUUGCAUCUCUUUGUUGCACCAAUUCCUCAAUGUUCUUCAAGCUCACUAUGUCUUCGUUAGUAAAGAUGAGACUUCCUCUUAUCCCUAUCUCAAUGAAAAUACUAGGCAUUAACACGGUCCUACCGCUGUUAGCAACUUCAAAGACAACAAGUCUCCGUCAUCGACUGCUAAAAUGCAUAGCUCGGUUUAUCCCUCGAUACGAACGGUGCACACUAGAUGAAUGUGAAGUCUUUUCAGGCAUAUUUGGCAACACAUUUUGGCACAAAAACAUAACCUCAACAAUGCACCAGUGGCUAAACAAACAAAGUUUACCACAUCUUCCAAUGUCCGCUUUCCCACACCUUCGGAAAAUCUGUUUAUCUGGUUUCAUUGUAAACUCUGAUGGUACCAACACGUAUUUGGUACAUCCGGAGAGAAUGAAGCUUCAUACAACAUAUAUUUCUGGUGGAAAAAGCUUACUGGUAACACCGGAAACUUCGUUUCUAGCUAAUCAGUAUAUGAAGUUGCACCAACCUGGUUAUAAACAUACAAGAGUGGUUUUAGAAGAUUUUGGGCAUUCAGAUCUUUUAAUUGGUGAAAAUUCUUGGAAAUUUGUUUUCCCGCAUAUUUUAUCUCAUAUGGAAUCAUCUGAAAAUGAAGAAGUUGGUGUUCAAGAAAGCAGGGGAGUGAAAUGGAUCUGGACUGGAGUUGGUUUAUUACCCACCUCCAGGGUCAGAAAAUUUCAGACUCUUAUCUAA